Molecule: messenger RNA, 1125 nt
Organism: Schistosoma guineensis
Lineage: Eukaryota; Metazoa; Platyhelminthes; Trematoda; Strigeidida; Schistosomatidae
Source: the annotation of a GenBank genome assembly
AUGACUAAUUUCAAUAUUACACAAACUAAUAUAACUAAUGAAUCUAUUGAAUUAUUACAAUUAUUUCAUUUAGUACGAACUAUAUGUAUGCAAGGAUUAAUUCCAGUUAUUUGUAUUAUUGGUAUAUCAACAAAUAGUUUAAAUAUACUUAUAUUAACAAGAUUAAGAAUGCGUUCAUUAACUAAUAAUUAUUUACUUGCUGUAGCUGUUUGUGAUUUAUUUUAUGGAAUAACAUUAUUAUUACUUACAUUAAGAACAUUUGGUAAAUUUGAAACAUAUAAAUAUUAUAUGAAUUUAUUACCAUAUAUAAUGGCAUUUGGUAAUUUAUGUAGUAAUACAGCAUGUUGGUUAACAUGUGCAUUUACUGCUGAACGUUAUAUAGCUGUUUCAUCACCAAUUUUAGCUCGUAAAAUAUGUACCAAAGAAAAUUGUAAAUGGAUAAUACUUAUUAUAUGUUUAUUUACAUUCAGUGUAACAUUACCAGAUUUUUUAUCAUAUACUGUAAAAUGGAGUGAAGAAUAUAAAACAACAAAAGAGAUUCAAACAAUAAAUGAUGAUUUCAAUAAUAUUGAAGAUUUAACAUUGAAUAAAAAUCAAACUCUUGGUAUUAAUAAUAAUAAUAAUAAUAAUAAUAUUAGUAAUAAUGAAACAACUAAUCAACAAUUAUCUAUUCGUGGAUCACAUUAUAUAUUAACAGAAACAAGAUUAGGUAAAAUUCUAAAUAAAAAUGGAUGGCCUAUAAUUAUUAUUAUAUUAGUUGUUAUAGGACCAUUAAUUAUUCUUUCAGUAUUUAAUGGUCUAUUAAUUAAAUCCAUUUUAAAUGCAUCAAAAAUUCGAUUAAAAAUGACUAAAAAAACAAAUGAUGUAGUUUUACCAAAAAUUCGUUAUGGUAUUAUAUGUGUUACUGAAAGUUUAACAAAUUAUACAAGAAAUAAUUCAGAACCAAUAAUAAACAAUAAUGAUAGUCAAGAUUGUUAUUCAUUAAAAAAUUAUCAAUUCAUUUGUAAAUAUAAACCAUUACAAUUAAAACAACAAAAAUUAUCUAAACAAAAUAUGAUCACCGGCAUGGAAAUGCACGAAAUAAUCAAUAAUGAUGAUAAUAAUAAUGAAUAUAAUGAGAACUGA